CUGCACCGAAAGAGCCUUCUUUUACAGGAGCAGACAAUGAAGUUUUCGAUCCGAUUCUCAAUCUUACUGGUUGUGCUGGGAAUUAUCUACUUUUGGAUGAAGAUGGUGAUGAUGGCGCAGCGCCGGCAGGUGAUGACUGGGCAGACAGCAGGACUCAGAGAAGAACCGAGGAGGACAUCCGUAACCUUAGACUCCUUCCUUCAUGUCCAACAACUAAGGAAGAGGCAACUAAGACAUUUCUGUAACCGGUUUCCACAUUUGCGAGCUUUGACCGCAUCGGGCUCAGCAGAACAUCUUCUGUCCAGCAUGACUGUAAGCCACAAGCUCAUGACGCUUUACUGCAAACCAGCCGAUGUGACCAUUGAUGGUUGGGAAGAGCUUGUACAAGCUGCGGAGAGAAGAUCUGAUGUUACACUAAGGAACCCCCUACCUGUAGAUGACAAUGACACAGUUCCAGACCAGUUGGCCAAGUACAACCCAACCAUGCUGGCCAAAAUGCUUCGGACUUACUCCAAGGUUCUCUUUGUUGUGGAUCCAUAUGAAAGGCUCAUAACCACCUACAUGCAAGGCAACGCUGGAGAGGUCUCCUUCGAAGAGUUCAUUGAGGACAUUCUCUCGACAGAGGCCAGUGAGGAGGGCAUCUCAUCCAGCUCUGUCAUCAGUUUGUGCUACCCUUGCUUUGUCCGAUAUGACUACAUAGUGCUGCUCGAUUUCCUCCAGGUGGAACUACCUCAUCUACUGAGGAGAAUCGGUUUGCCAGAGUCGGUGAAGCCGCCGCCACCAAUAGACCGGAAGAUCAAGAUGACAUCAAAGUGGCUCUUGGAAAACUUGCUCCGUGGUCUCGACCAGGAACAGCUCGAGCAGCUCUCUAAGCUCUACUCUUGGGACUUUGCUGCUUUCCCAUUAGUUGGGAACAGGACAAUGCACCAAAUUGUGUCGCAAUCAUAAUCAGGAUUUUUUUGUGAUGUCGUUUUUUGAUAGCCAUUUUUUUUCUCCAUAAUGGUUUUAUCCAUAAUCAUAUCACUAGGGGGUGAAUACUUUUGCUACCCCCUUUUUAUUGCUCCAGUGGAUCUCAAAUGAAAAUUGAACACAUCUGGCAGAUAGUUCUGAUGAACCUUACACUUCUAGUCUCUGUAGAUUAUCAAGAGGAGGGAGAGGAGUAACAUAUGACUGCAGGAUCAGACUAAUUGGGGUUUGUCAUUGGUUUGUAGUGUGCAAUCAUCGAAACAUAUAGAUCUGUAUAGCAGAAGCAUACACAAUACGGUAAGAUUUUUUUCUAAUCUAGAAGAAAUGCGCAGUUGCUUCAGAUACAUUGUAACAAUUAAACAAUGGUUUUCAAGGUGUAUAGAGAACUCAACAUUAAAUCAAAGGGCAGGGAGCUCCCCCUGGUGGUGGCUGCAAACAGACAGAAGUUUAUCAUUUUAACUUUGUGGCAGCAGGAGAUUUGGAGCUCUGUUUCAGAAAAGUGAAACUAUAUUAGAAAAUCUGUAAUAAAAUGUUGCACCUAGCUGGAAAUACCCUUUGUACCCUUGGAGUUGUGCGGUACAUGGUAGAAUGAUGUGUCAGGGCUUUCUCACCUGUACUGUACAAAUGAGUCUGUGUCACAUGAGAGCAUAGCUGAGGUGUGACUGAUGCAUAAACAACCCAGGUACAAGCAUGACUCAUAAGUGUGCGAUAUAUUGACGAUGUAAUACAUGGGUUAUGGAUGUGACUCCAGAUUAAGGUGUCGGUGAGUAAUUUGCCUGUCUUCAGGUCAGUGGCACACUGGAGUAGGGUUAUCAUCAGCACUAGGUACACCCAUGCAGGUGCCAGGACCCAAUGUGAUUAGGGGUGAGCAUGUUCUGUUUGCCAAGCUGAAACCAAAGCUCAUUGGCGCCCCCUGGUUACCGGACUGACCAUUAAACAGGACAUUUCACUGCAUCACAUCACCCUAUGACACCAUGUCUACCUAGUAAUUACCAUUGUGUCCUUGCACCUACUAAGUUGAGUUCAUCAUUAGGGUCCAUUCAUAUGACCGUGUCUGUUUCGUGUGCACACCAACCACAUCGCGGUGCAAAACUAUUGACUUCAAUGGGACCACGAUCAGCAAGAUGCAGCAAAGAAUAGGACAUGGCUCAUCCUUUGCUGCGCAGCCGCACAAGCCCAACAGCACAUGUCCGCAAAACAGACACAGUCGUGUAAACUGACCGUUGCACUGUAUUUUUUUUAGAGGUUAGUGGUAUCAAGCUGAUCUUCCAGCCGCCUGUAGCACUUUCCCUGUUUGAAGGCUCUCUGUAAAUGUUUAGAGACCUCCUCAGUCACCAAACAAUGUGCUUAGACUAAUACCGUGUAUAGAAGACAGGAGGAGGGGAGAGGAGGGGAGAGGAGGGAGAUGCAGCUGCAAUUUCCCUUUUUCUGUCUCUGAGACUGCAUGCUGUGAGAGGGGAGAAGGCGCACCCGGGAGGAGACAUCUGAUUGUCUCAGAGUAGAAUGAAUGACACACCUCUUUAGAGCUGCCUAUGGAGUCAUUGUGACUUUGAAGGGGUACCCGAUCUCAUAAAGGGUGGCAUAUCGCCAGGAAAACGCUCUUCAUC
Messenger RNA from Bufo gargarizans (Asiatic toad), 2573 nucleotides. Its product is annotated as carbohydrate sulfotransferase 11-like. The transcript is spliced from 2 exons. Gene Ontology annotation, biological process: carbohydrate biosynthetic process. Gene Ontology annotation, molecular function: sulfotransferase activity. The record is from RefSeq and is a predicted model, not a curated record. Gene Ontology annotation, cellular component: membrane. Bases 37 to 948 code for a protein of 303 amino acids. Lineage: Eukaryota; Metazoa; Chordata; Amphibia; Anura; Bufonidae.